Messenger RNA from Nannizzia gypsea CBS 118893, 306 nucleotides. RefSeq lists its product as hypothetical. The transcript is spliced from 2 exons. The record is from RefSeq and is a predicted model, not a curated record. NCBI's taxonomy places the organism in Eukaryota, Fungi, Ascomycota, Eurotiomycetes, Onygenales, Arthrodermataceae. Bases 1 to 306 code for a protein of 101 amino acids.
AUGAACGGCAAGGUAGAUCGCCGCUACGGAGCCUCGGGUGGACUUGUCAGGCCGAUUGACAGCAUGAUUGGACGGGCCUGGAGUGAUCUCAGCCAAGUCAGUCAGUCAGCCAGCCACCAGCCUGCCAGGGAGUCCGUCCAGACAGGUGGUGAAUUUUGGCAGCAAAGCUUCUCUGCAUCUCUCGAGUGCCGUAACUAUAGUAGUUACUGGCUGCUGCUGGCUUGUCUGGCGAGUGUGAAACUGGUGCAUCGAGUGGGCCCUGUCCUGUGCCUCGCCCGGUCAGAAAGAAGACAGACGAAGCGAUAG